This is a messenger RNA of Phycodurus eques (leafy seadragon), 2512 nucleotides long. It is a transcript of the gene septin7b, whose product is annotated as septin 7b. The transcript is spliced from 14 exons. NCBI's taxonomy places the organism in Eukaryota, Metazoa, Chordata, Actinopteri, Syngnathiformes, Syngnathidae. The record is from RefSeq and is a predicted model, not a curated record. Bases 57 to 1364 code for a protein of 435 amino acids. Gene Ontology annotation, biological process: cytoskeleton-dependent cytokinesis; cilium assembly. Gene Ontology annotation, cellular component: septin ring; septin complex; cell division site. Gene Ontology annotation, molecular function: molecular adaptor activity; GTP binding; GTPase activity.
GUGCUCGCGUCUUCGGCUACCGUCUCAAAGAUUGCUCGCCCACGCCGGUUGUAAAAAUGCGACGGUUGUGUUCCGCGUUCGCGCGAGGUCAGCAAAAGAACCUGGAAGGAUAUGUCGGCUUCGCAAGCCUCCCCAACCAAGUGUACAGGAAGUCGGUCAAGAGGGGCUUUGAGUUCACCCUGAUGGUUGUCGGUGAGUCGGGGUUGGGCAAAUCCACGUUGAUCAACUCCCUCUUCCUCACCGACCUGUACUCAUCAGAGUAUCCCGGACCUUCGCAUAGAAUCAAGAAAACUGUCCAGGUGGAACAGUCCAAAGUGCUCAUAAAGGAAGGCGGCGUGCAGCUGUUGCUCACAAUCGUUGACACCCCUGGCUUUGGAGAUGCCGUCGACAACAGCAACUGCUGGCAGCCAAUCAUCGACCACAUCGACAGCAAAUUCGAGGACUACUUGAACUCGGAAUCGCGGGUGAACAGACGGCAGAUGCCCGACAGCCGAAUUCACUGUUGUCUCUACUUCAUCGCGCCCUCGGGACACGGCCUGAAGCCCCUGGACAUCGAGUUCAUGAAGCGUCUGCACGAGAAAGUCAACGUCAUCCCGCUGAUCGCCAAAGCAGACACGCUCACGCCAGAGGAAUGCCAGCAGUUCAAGAAGCAGAUCAUGCGGGAGAUCCAGGAGCACAAGAUCAAGAUCUACGAGUUUCCUGAGACAGAUGACGAAGAGGAGAACCGUCUAGUGAAGAAGAUCAAGGACAAGCUGCCGUUGGCUGUGGUGGGCAGCAACACCAUCAUUGAGGUGAACAGCAAGCGCGUCAGAGGACGACAGUACCCCUGGGGAGUUGCAGAAGUUGAGAACAGCGACCACUGUGACUUCACCAUCCUCAGGGACAUGCUCAUCAGGACUCACAUGCAGGACUUGAAGGACGUGACAAACAAUGUCCACUACGAGAACUACCGCAGCAGGAAACUGGCUGCCGUCACCUACAACGGGGUGGAGAACAACAGGGCCAAGGGGCAACUGUCCACCAAACUUGACGCAGUCGAUGGAAUGAGUCCCCUGGCCCAGAUGGAGGAGGAGCGGCGGGAGCAUGUGACCAAGAUGAAGAAGAUGGAGAUGGAGAUGGAGCAAGUGUUUGAAAUGAAAGUCAAAGAGAAAGUGCAGAAGCUCAAGGACUCUGAAGCAGAGCUUCAGCGACGCCACGAGCAGAUGAAGAAAAACCUUGAGGCCCAGCACAAGGAGCUGGAGGAGAAGCGGCGCGUGUUUGAGGAGGAGCGAUCCAACUGGGAGGCCAUGCAGCGCCUGGAGCAGCAGAAACUGGAGGCCUCCAGAACUUUGGAGAAGAACAAAAAGAAAGGCAAGAUCUUUUAAAGAGACAGUCGCCAAGGACCAGCCCGCGUCCCCUUAGUUCUGUUUGCCAACGUUUGCCGCUCAGGGCACCAUCAGUGUGUGGCACUGACGACCCCCAACCUUACCCCCAUCUUCCAAUUCCUUACGCACCCAGUGUUUGUUCCUAUAUAUACCUACACACGUGUCUGUGUGUGUGUGUGUGUGUGUGUGUGUCAAAUCCAUUUCGAAACACCCCUUAAGCGCGCACGCACACACACACACACACACACACACACACACUGCCUCGGGACUCAUCAUCAUUGAAGAAUGUGUUUACCUUAACAACAGUAAAGCGUCAAAUUAGAAAAAGGUCAAACCCUUGUUAUUAUUUUAAUUAUUAUUAUUAUUGGUGUUGUUCUUAUUGUUGUAAUACUGGCCUGGCCCCUUCCUGCUGCACUCCCUUUUCCUACCAAGCAAGGUUGCUUUUUAUUGGAUGUGGUGUUUUUUGGGUUGUUUUUUUUUGACGGUUGUACAAUCGCAUUUGUUUACAGGACACAAAUAAGAAUAUACAGUACAAUAAGGCGGACAGUCUUUCAUGUUUUGACGCAGGUAGAUUAAUCUUUUUUUGUUCCUGAAGCUUUUUGCUCUCCCAGUGAAAAAUGGAAAAAAUACCAAGACCUGAAUUUAAAAAAAAAAUGCAAUAAAAAGAAACUUGGGGAUUUUUAUAGACUAAAAUCCAAGUUUAAGCUUCUUAUUUCUGCAAUAUAAAGGCUUCUUUAUUUUCUCUCUCCCCUUCCCUCUGUGUUUAGCCAUCUACCGCUAGCAUUGGACCACCCUUUAUAUAAUGUUAAAAGUAUUAUAUUUCACUUUAUUUUUAUUUUUAUAUAUAAAUAUAUACCGAGCCAGCUGAAGUAAGGCCUACUUUUGUACAUGUAGAAGAAAAUAAAAACGCAGAUGUGUGAGCUGGAUCCACUGUUUCUUUUCUAAUAAACAGACACCACAAAAUAGGAGAUUAAGAAAAUAAUGACAAACCCUGACUAUAUUCCAGUCAUACUGCGUUCAUCUGCCAGUGGGAAAUGAAGAGUCAACACCAAUUUUUUGUUUUGUUUUUGGCUAUGUACUCCUCUUGUAUUUUUAAUGUUAUUUUUCAUUUCUAUUGUACAAAGUCACUUAAUAAACCUGUGAUCAUA